Molecule: messenger RNA, 2094 nt
Organism: Exophiala oligosperma
Lineage: Eukaryota; Fungi; Ascomycota; Eurotiomycetes; Chaetothyriales; Herpotrichiellaceae
Exons: 2
Coding region: 1-2094 (697 amino acids)
Source: RefSeq, a predicted model, not a curated record
AUGGCUCGUGGCAGCGGCAAAAAGAGGGCUCAUCGCUCUAAACGAGCGACUAAGCAAUUCUUCAACCAAGGAUCGCAAGAUGGCUCGGCGAGCGCUCCCGGUGAAGGCGAAUCAUCAACAGCACAAAAUCCUCAUCCUGCUCCUGUCCCUUCGUCUUCCUCUUGUCUUGAACAUCCACAUCCAACCCCAUGUCAAUCACAGACAGCCCAUGACGAAACAAAGCCAAAAGCUGUGAUUCUUCCAAGAGGCUACACAUUCGUGACACCUCUUUUGCACCGAGCAGAGAAACUUCAACUCAUCACAGAAUAUCUCUGGAAGCGAGCUGAGAAGGACAUCAUCAGCCAUUACAGAACUGCACCUCUCAAAGCUACCGAGGAGCUGGUGGCCCAAUUCGCCUUCGCGUACUCGAUCAAACCUCCCGGCUGGACGACCCGCGUGUGGCGAGUCGAUCCCGAGAUCAUUCGACGCGUCGCGAGGGGACUCUGGAAAGAGGGCGGUUUGCACAACGUCUUCAGGGCCAACGGCACAGAAGGUCGCGGCUUGGAAGCUCGAGACAUUGUCCUCACCGCCAACAAGAACCAAAACCUGGGCGACUGGGAAGCCGCGGCUUACAUUUGCAACUGGUUUCUUUACUGCGCGGCCGAGUACGAGGACAGGGAGGACAUCCAGAGAGCGGGUCCCACCAUCAUCGUCGGGCUGAUCAACUACACCUACAUCUGCAAAUUCAGGGCGUACUGCGGAGAUAACCCGAGUUUCGAAGACAGGACCUACUGGGAUUGGUUCCGAUUCGACCGAAGGACCAGAAUGAUGCCGGCGAGACAGAACCUGCUCGUGCCCGACGCGGGAAAAGUCAAGGACCACUUUGAAGACGGAAGCUUUUAUCCCGACCUUUCAGACAUCGAAAGUGAAUGUGAAUUCGAAGAUUGUCAAGCUUACAUCACAGAAGAAGCGGAAGAGGGUCAGGGUUCUUCUUCUGCUGUUGUUCCUCCUACGACUACUACUGCUGCUCCACCUGCACCUCACCACGACGACAAUGCUGCUACUGCUGCCGGCCCUGCUGGUGCUGGUGCUGAGGUCAAAGGAAAAGGCAAAGCCAAGGCCACUCAAUACUCUUAUGCAACUUUACCCGGUCAAGGCAAUGUCAUGAGUCCAACGAUUGGUGUCGACAAUCCUGAUGUUCCUCUUCCUCUUCCUACUACUACCAAUGUCGGUACUACCAAUGUCGGUACUACCAAUGUCGGUUCUACCACUUCUGCCAUUGCCGACACUGCGACUGCUACAACUACCGCUGGUGACAACAAAAAGAAGAAGAAGAGAAAGAAUCGCAAGAGGAAGAAUAAGAACAAAAAGAAGAAGAACAACAAGGGCAAAGGAAAAGCCACGGAUGUUGUUGAUGGAGAAGAAGAAGAAGAGGAAGACGCGUCUGUCAUUUACUACUCGGCCAACAAUUGCGACAACGACGACGACGAAGAUGAUGAUGAGUACGGUGACGAAGACAAUGAUGAUGACGAUGAUCGAGAGGGACUCGACGCGCGAGAGGCCCAGAAGAAGUUGCCAUCCCUCUACGAACAAAUCAUGUCGUCAUACGCCGAGUACUCGCACAAGAAGGCCGAAGAGUCCACCGUCAAGGCGGCCCUGGAGGCCCUGGAGGCACACCGGGAGUCCUUGGCCCGCUCGAGGGCGGCGGCGGCGCACGAGAAGCUCCAGCGGGAGUUGAUGGCCGUGCUGGAGCGGGUCAAGGACAAGCCUGCCAGGGUGAGGCGGGCCAUCCUGGCCAGGGAGCACCAGCGCCUCCUGGCUUCCGAGACCCUGGCGGCGGCGAGGGGCGCUCAGAACCCGAGGCCCACCUCGUCCGCCACCAGGGUCGAGGAGGAGGGAGAAAAGUCGGUGGAGGAGGAGGCCGCGGAGGCGGUGGUGUUGGCUGGGGCUGCGGCGGCUGCUGCUGCUGCUCCUCUCCGACGCCCCCGGUUCAACCUGGGCACCGACCCGGGUUGGAUGGGGGAUUUGGAGAGGAUGCAGAUACAAGUUCUGCGCGUUGGUGGUCGGGGUGGUGGUCGGGGCGGUGGUGCCGGUGAGAAGAAGGAAGAGAAGUAA